AGCUUCUUCUAGGCAUAUGGUUCUCCUGAUUGAUUGGACACACAUAAUCAAUAAGUUUUUUAACUGGAAUCUGGCUUAGCUACUUGCUCACACACAGCGGAUGUACGGGGUAGUCGCAAAGCAGGUGUCAAUUUGUGAUUAGUGAUUGAUCAGGCGAUAUUUGAGAUUGAUAACAUUAGAAUCCUCAGUGUUACCUAAUGACGUGUGUCGCCUGAACUCUCGUCUUUGAAAGAUUGUCGUGUUUUUAAAUUUCUUUUGACCUGCAAAGAAACGUGCGAUGUAGUGUGUGGAGCAUGUGUGUAUGUUGGUGUUUGUAAUAUACAAUUGUUGCUUUUUUUUACAUUUCACAACACAAUAACAACACAAGAUAAAGCUUCAGCUUCAGCUUCAGAUAUCUCAAAAUUAAUGAAAAAGUAUUUUUGUAAGUAAGUAUUGUAGCACCUUUUCUCAAACCCCUGCAGAUGAAGCAAUUCAUGAUAAUAUAAUAUAAUAUAUAACUUAAUGCAAUGACUGUUUUCUAAUUCUUUUUGUCACAUAAUUGUCACAUAUGUGCUUACAUGACACAGUGUUCAGAACCUAAUAGAAAACACAUUCAGCAUCUAUAAAGCAACGAUCACUUCUCUCCCAGGAACACCGUGCCUUGCGAAUAAAAAACAGAUACAGACAAAGAGGGCGAGUUCAUUUUGUUCUUGAGCUCUGUCCCGAGAGGAGGAGUCAGUCAGCUAAAUGUAGGUGCUGAGUGGACUGUUGGGGCUGGCUCAGCUGGGGAGCGCUUAAAGGCAAGUUGGAGGGAGGUGUUCAAAUACUGCUGGGUGUCCCCCCUCCUCCCGUCUCUGGAUGAAAGUCGUCUUUUUUACUCUCCCGCUAGCAGAACACCCCUAAAGUUUCCCUCAUGAUCCUCUCCUCCCACAAGUUACCCGAGCUCUGGGACUACUUUCUCAUUUACAUAUCAGGAGCCUUAGAGUUUAAUCCUGACAGCCAAGACGUAGACCUGGGACUGUUUCCCCUCAGGAUGAACCCCACCAUUAAGACCAGGACACUGAUGGGUCCAUACGGAGUAGACCGAGCUGUUCAUUCCUUGGAGUUUACAGACUGUGAGAAUGGCCUGGGAAUUAAGGUGAUUGGGGGUGUGAAAGAGCUAACUGGAGAGGAGUUUGGAGUCUACGUCAAACGAAUUUUACCAGGUGGCCUUGCUUCAAGUGAUGGAAACCUGUUGCCAGGGGAUCAGAUCUUGGAGGUGAAUGGGGACAGUCUUGUUGGAGUCACAAGUGAAAGAGCUGUGGAUGUCUUGAGAGCAGCCUCAGCAACCAAUCACAUGCGCCUUCUCAUAGCCAGAGAUGAGGAAGCAAAGAAAGAAUUUGCCGAGUUGCUCGAGAAGUAUGGAUCUAAUGGUAGCACGGGAUCAACACGCAACUCUCCCAUCCAGCAGGGAGGCCGCUACCUGGAUAGCACAUCAUCUGGUUCCUCAUCUCGCUCCCAGAGUCCUUUGCUGUUGAGCCCAGCAGGCUCUCAGAACAUGUACAACAACAGUGGGCCCAUGCUGCGCUCCCUGAGUCAUCCUGGUGAAGGAGUGAUUCAGCUCAUUUCAGUGGCGCGAUCCAGCAGUUUGGGCAUCACCAUUGGAGGAGGUUCCAACAGGCCCGAUGGCCCUGCAGUCUUUAUCCAGGAGGUGUUGUCUGGAGGAGACUGCCACCGGGAUGGACGUCUGAGGCCUGGGGAUCAGCUCAUUGCCAUUAAUAAGGAGUCCUUGAUAGGUGUGACCCACGAAGAGGCCAAAAGCAUGCUGAACAAAGUCAAACUGGGCCAAGACAGUACAGUGGAGAUAGCCUUCAUACCAGGGAAAGGACUUUUUCCAAGCAGCACAUCUCUCCACAAUGGGAUCCAGCGAGCUGCAGGCAACAACUACAACUCUGGGCGCCUAAAAGUCCACAUCAGGUCGCCAGAGAUCUGUACAGAGGAGCCAGCCCCGGUGUCCUCGUCGUCUCCUGAUAUCUGUCCACCAGAUAUUCAUAUUUCAGGAUCAACCAGCCAGAGGUCACCAACAGGGACUAAACCCAAGAUAACGCUGGACCCUUACAUACGCCUCAAAUCAGACAAAUUAGACCUGGCUUUGUCCUUUCUCGGGUUGGACGUCACAGAAGAGAAGAGGAAAAAGUUGAGACAGAGUCUGACCACAGACCCACAGGGCACUGUGGCUUAUGGAGACUUUGUAGAGGCAACGCGAAGCGUCUUCCAGGAGAACCUGGAGGAGCUGGGUUUGGGGGCGGGUCCCUUCAUGUUUUCCUAUCACGAAGCAGCCAGUUUGAUGGACACGUCGGCCUUCCACUCCCCUACAUAUGAAUCAGAAUGCAGCUACAGCAGUGAGGAGAUGGAGCAGUUUCAGACAGAGGUGAAGCAGCUGCAAACCCAGAUGAAACAGCUCAAGGUGAUGCUGAAUGACAUGGAGAACAGCAAGAAAACCCUGGAGGAGGAGCUGCAGAAGACCUCAGAGAAAGCGUGUCUGACUGUGGAGGAGAACAAUCGUCUGAAGAGUCGUCUGCAGGCAGCUGAGGCUGAGGCGGGGCAGCGGCAGGCCGGCAGCGCAGAGCAGGACUACGAAGAGGUCAUCCAGCUGCUGGAGGCUGAGAUCAGAGACCUGAAGAACCAGUUGGCCAGCAAGAGGCAGGCACGAGGUGUGGAGGCCUCCAAGGAGGAGGUGCAGGAGCUGAACAGGAGGCUGACAUCCAUUGACUGCCAGCUCAGGAAGUCAGAGCUGAACAGGAAACACCUGGAGAUCUCCAACAAGAAACUGCUGGGCUUUGCACAGAACGUCCACAAAGUGCUGACAACACCCAGCCUCUUCGGGAGAGAAGGCGGGAGCAGCUGGGCGCCUCCGGCCGCAGAGAGCCCCAGCGCCCUGUCACCACUUCCUGAUCCCGCCUUCCAACUGGCUGUGGAGGCCCAAGAGCUGGUGGCAGGAGUCUGCACCCUCGCUGCUGAGGGCAAAGCAUCAGAGAGAGUGCUGGAGGAAACAUCAGUCCCAGAUGUCAGCCCUCAUCGUAUGUAAGCCACAAAGAGCCGGAGAGGACCGUGGGAAGACCUAGGCAAGCUGAAAAAGGCCAAAACCACAACGGACUACACAACAGUAAAAAAGACAGGACACCAUCCAAUACACCUUCUCAAAAUGAUGACAUCACUUCGGUGAAUUCAAAUACUCAUUUCGCAGCGACGGAUUGGACAGCCAGCGUUUUAAAGCUGAAGCUUGCUCACACACAUCAUACUAGCGUCUAUUCCACAGACUUUCUGGAGGGUUGGGUGUGAUGGACUGGAGUCGUGACCCCAAGGACUCUCAUCAUUCGACCAUAUGUACAGAAGUCUCUAUGAGAAUCGCUCUGCCAAAUAAAAAGUCUGCUGGAUUUUCUCCUUUGCGUUACUCUGACAGCAGGUGGCGUCGGACGAGCUGCAUGACCGAGUCCACAACACUACAUAUGCUACUGUAAACUUGGUUAAUACUCCCUCCUCCCUCUCUGCACCCACACAGAUUCACUUCAUUGAUUGCAUGUAAAGGAGGACUUGUUUGCCUAUAAAGGACCAUCUUCCUGUGUCAUAAUAACUCACUGCCACCUGCCUGUCACGCGUUACUCAUUUUCUCUGCCGCAGAGGAACCGUUGUGGAGAAAAAGUAGAGAAAAACCAACACUGUCCCUUCUUCCAUCUUGCUAACUCUCCUCGUGCCCUUAUUAAUAAAAAGGCAAAGACUGACAUGUCGGAAUUCAUACAACUGCAUGGUUCAUGUUGUCUCCUGCAUCCAGGAGUGGCUUUAAUGUUGCUGUAGCUCCUGCUGUGUAAACUUGUGUUUGGUAGUCACAAGUGUGUCUAGGCAGACAUCAGUCUAAUAGGCUACAUGUGGAACAUUAUGGACAAAAGUCCUGUACUUCAACCAGAUUGCAUCUUUGGUGUGGCCUCAUAUCUUUCUGUUACUGUUUUAUAUUAAAGGAAUAACUGAUGACUGGAUUCAGUGUUGUGUUUAUUGCAGUUUGCUAACAUUUUAUUACCACUACUAAGAGCGGUAAAAUAAUAUAUAGAAAUGACAACUGCUACCAGCUGAUCUCAGACAAGGUGUUUUGUGUUCGCGAGGUACAAUUUCCAAGUGCCACCAGGAAAGGCUGCGGUGUGGAGGACAAACACGAACUCAUUUUAAUCUGAAUGUCGUGAGACGCAGAGGGAGCACAUCACACAAACAAAAACAUGGAUAAGUAAAAUCAAUAAUAACCCUCAAUGUGUUAAACACUACAUGUCUACAUGUGCACUGAAAGCUCUGCCGGUCACUUUACUGCCCAUGCCUGCAGUGACACAUCUUCUCCAGUGGAAGUGAUGGGGCACAAAUCCACAGGCUAAUAGGAUGAUAAUAGGAAGGCAUUAGUCAUGUCCCUCCUCAUGGUGGUCUGUUAGUUGAAAACCAUUGCUCCAGAACUACUUAGC
This is a messenger RNA of Scatophagus argus, 4460 nucleotides long. RefSeq names its product syntaxin-binding protein 4. The transcript has 21 exons. The coding region runs from base 893 to 3046 and encodes 717 amino acids. NCBI's taxonomy places the organism in Eukaryota, Metazoa, Chordata, Actinopteri, Scatophagidae. The record is from RefSeq and is a predicted model, not a curated record. Gene Ontology annotation, molecular function: protein binding.